Dunckerocampus dactyliophorus (ringed pipefish) is the source of this 1638-nucleotide messenger RNA. It is a transcript of the gene ap4m1, whose product is annotated as adaptor related protein complex 4 subunit mu 1. Gene Ontology annotation, cellular component: clathrin adaptor complex; trans-Golgi network; cytoplasmic vesicle. Gene Ontology annotation, biological process: protein targeting; Golgi to lysosome transport. The record is from RefSeq and is a predicted model, not a curated record. NCBI's taxonomy places the organism in Eukaryota, Metazoa, Chordata, Actinopteri, Syngnathiformes, Syngnathidae. The transcript is spliced from 16 exons. Bases 300 to 1610 code for a protein of 436 amino acids.
GGGGCGUUGUGCAGCUGGUCGUCAUACACUGGACCGAUUUGUAAACAACAGCCACGUUACGUUUUGAACAUGAAAUUAUUCUCUUCCAUAGUUUAAUGUGUAGAAAUGGCUUAGUUUGUCGAUUUCUAAUUUGUUCGGAUGUUGCUGGGAAAAUCAUCCUCGACAGUUGCUAAGAUGCUAAGCUAGCUACUUUUCGUUGUUAUUACGGCACUACUUGGGAAAUUAAAUGACAAGGAAGCCAAUCCAAUAUGAGUUUAAAUUGAUUUACAGUCUUGUGUGCACACGCCUAUUGUCGCAGCAUGAUCUCACAGGUCUUCGUCUUGUCCUCCAAAGGGGACCGACUCAUCUACAAAGACUUCCGAGGAGACGCAGGAAAUGACGCCGCCAAUGUUUUUUAUGAGAAAGUGACAGCGCUGACUGGAGACCAGCCUCCAGUUGUUAUGAGACACAAACAAGUCCACUAUGUCCACGUCCGGCAGGGAGGACUCUACUUGGUUGCCAUGACAACAGCCGACUCCUCCCCCUUCGCUGUCAUUGAGUUCCUGAACAGGUUCGGUGCUCUGGUCAAAGAUUACUGCGGAGGGCUGUCUGAGAAGUCGGUGCAGAUGAACUUUGCACUCAUCUACGAACUUCUAGACGAGAUGGUGGAUUACGGUUACGUCCAGUCGACGUCAUCUGACGUCCUGAAGAACUUCAUCCAGACGGAGGCAGUCUCUCCGCGACCCUUCAGCCUCUUUGACCUCGGCAACGUGGGACUGUUUGGAGCCGACACCCAGCAGAGCAAAGUGGCGCCAAGUUCUGCUGCCACAAGACCAAUCCAGGGAGGAAAGAGCGAGAUAUUUGUGGACGUCAUUGAGAGGAUGGCGGUGGUGAUCGGUACCAAUGGCGUGCUGAUGAAGGCGGACGUGCAGGGCGAGGUCAAGGUCAAAUGCUUCCUGCCCAGUUGCUCUGAGAUCCGCAUCGGCCUAAACGAGGACUUGAGUGUCGGCGCGUCGCAGUUCAGAGGUUACGGUACGGCGGUCCGAGUUGAUGAAUGCAGCUUCCAUCAGGCGGUCCGACUUGAGGAGUUUGACAGUCACCGGAUACUCCGACUGAGCCCGAGCCAGGGAGAGCAAAGCGUCAUGCAGUACCAGUUGGCUGACCAUCUUCCCUCCGCCCCGCCCUUCCGCCUUUUUCCCACCAUCGAGAAGGACAGCGGUGGCAGGCUGCUGAUGUACUUGAAGCUACGCUGCGACCUGCCGCCUAAAAGUGCCGCCGUUAACGUCAGCGCCACUGUACGGGUACCCAAAGGCUGCGUCAGUUUGUCACAGGAGCUCAGCAGUCCGGACCAGAACGCCGAGCUGAGGCCACAGAGCCGAGCUGUGUUCUGGAAGAUUCCGCGCUUCGCGGGAGGAACGCAGCUUUCGGCCCUGUUCAAGCUGGAAGUUCCCGCCCUAAGCUCCGCCUCCAUGAUGGAGGUCGGCCCUGUGGGUCUGAGCUUUGAGCUGCCCAAGGUCACCGCCACCGGCCUUCACAUCCGCUUCCUGCGCCUGUCACCCGUCCAGCCAGGCCCCGCCCAGCGCUGGGUCCGAUACGUCACGCACUCGGACUCCUACACCAUCCGCAUUUAAGUCCAGGUCCCUGCGCAUCCUCCACAGC